AGCUGGUACAUACUUACCUCUUCGCGAGCCACGUGUGCGUGCUCCUCUCCUAUCACUUCUUUUCCCCGCCUCUGUUCGUUCUCCGGGCUUCGCGAGGAUUUCGUUACGAUCGAUCGAUCGGCCGAUCGUUUACUUUUCGGCUGGGACCGUUUACCUUUCGCGGAGGAAUCGGCGAAAGAGGCCCGUCGAUCGACCGAGGACGGGUUCUUCGAUCGAGCAGUUCUUUUUCUCUUCCGGUCACCACGCUCUCCCCUUCUCGUGGUCCCGAUCCGAUCUUUCGCGUUGCGGUUACGAAUUUCUCGCCGUUUCUAUGAAAUCGAUUCGUCCGUGUUACUUCUAACUGGUGCUUCGACGUCUUAAUUCAGAUUUCUAUGCCCAAGGGACUAUUGAAACGAGAUUAGCUCAGCGAAACUGUGGGUGCAUGAAAUAUCUAAUGAGAACUCGUAGAUUCAAAUAAUUUUAUCGGACAAUGAAGAACAAUUCCAUGAUCUACGAGUUGCUACUUUUAUAUCGCAUCGGCAGUUUUUGCUAAGACUAAACAAAAUUUUCUGUUAUAAACCAGUCUAACUAAUCAGUAUAAUUUCAAUAUGAUAACUUUAUGUUUUAUUAAAAAAGCAGUAAAAUUAAGAAACUAUUAAACAAUAAUAAAAACGUUAAUAGUGAGUGACAUAAAUUAGUGAUCUACAAGAUUUCCCUAUAAAUUAGUGAAAAAACGAUAAUGAAAGUUAUCCAAAUCGUGUAAAUGAGUUUAAUCACUGGGUAAACUUAUUUAAAAUUAAUGCACGAUCGCAAACUGCUUGAUCAUUACAAUUUGUGACUGCAGAUCAAGUUUACUCUACGUUGCGAGAAAGGAGAUACCCAGAAAUUAGAAUUACAAAAAUCUGUUUCUUGUGCCAGUGUGAGUAUUCCAAAGAUACAAAAGGUUCAUUGUUUCGAACGUUUGAAGUCGAGUUCGUGCCGUGGAGUCCUCGUAGAAAAUAUCAACGUCCCCGGAACAAGUAGGUGUGAUAAACCACCCAGCAAAUUUCUAAUCUCCAGUAAAUGUCUCCUUCUGUUUAAUCGCCGAUGCGCUCGAAAACCGACGAUUCCUGGACGCGCUGACAGCGUGAUGAGCGACGACAGUGGUGCGACGAGGUAGCCAGGUGAUUCCAGUGAGCAUGGGGUAGAAAUGUACCACCCCGGAAGAGCAGCGUGGGCCCGGGGCGUGCUGACCCUCGGAGCAGGGGCCCUAUUUCUUCUGGGAUGUCGGCUCGACUUAGCCGGCGACGCGUCGUUUGUAUCCACGCCGAUCGAUUCGGACAGGAACUAUUUCACCGUGGCGAUCGCGUCGUCCGACGGGCGCAAGAAAAAAGACGAGCAAGCUCCGGGAAUCGGGAAGCGACAUACGAUCAGUAUAGAUUAUUCAACGGAUGACAUAAAACCUGAAGAGAAUGCCGAAACCAAGGAUAAACGUGGCUCCAGUUAUUUGCUUCCUUUCUUACAUCCAGCGAGAACGAAACGUUCGACGAAUUAUUUAUUCGAUCAUCUAGAAUCGGGGAGUCUUAUAAAAAAUAAUGAGAAGUCGCGGAAUCUGGGAAGGGAGGAACGUACGAGGGACUACGAAGUUGAAAUGUCACUUUUGACAAAGGAUUCCGUAGGAAAUAAUAGAGUGUUCAUGAGUCGCUCGACGAGUUCGAUUCCAUCGAGGAACACCAGAAAAAACGAUAAAGGACUUAAGGAUUACGCAACGUGGAGACUGGUUCAACCGUGGAGUCUCGACGAAAGGAAUAGGGAUAAUCGGGAAUCAAUCCGUUCAACGAAGAAGUCGUUUUCAUCGUUGCACGGUGAGGAACGUGUUCGCGGAGAUAAUAAUGAUCGAUUAAUGGAAGGCGCGAGGAAGAAUUCGUUUCUAUUUGAGAACUCUGAAAAGACGGACUACAUAGAAAAGAACCGCGAUUCAAGGAGGGAUCAGGUUGCGGGGAAAAACGAGAAUUAUUCAAAGAGAAAUUUGCUUCGAUCGAGAAAUAAUGGUUGGUCGGAGGGAAAUCCAAUUAAACAGGAGAUCGGUCUCGAUUUGCCGGUAGAUUCAGAUAGGCGGGCGGACCGUGAUGAGGGGAAUUACGCGGCGUUUAGGAGCGGGAAAGCUGGACCGUCGAUCGGGAGAAACGGCAAACGAUUUUCGAGGAACGACGGAGAGUUGAAUGGCUCGGCGAUCGGUGAAAGGUGCGACGUUAAAGAGAGUUUGUCGCGCGAGGUGAAUGGGCGAUCGAUGAAUGAAGCUGGGAAGAGUUUCGGUCGAAGUCACUACUCGGACGUGGGCAACGGAUUUACGGUAAUAACCUCCCGCGAGGAGUUCGGUGAAAACGAUGACGAAACCGAGCGACCGGUUCAGACGGGAAGUACCGAAGUCUACUCGGAGGAACGAUUAUAUCAUUCAGAAAAUGAAGAAAAUCUGUCGACCGAUUCAUCGUCGACGCUUCGCGUUUCGGACAGCAGAAACCAAAUUCUUUCCGAGACGAACGAUGCGAAUUUGGGCGAAAAAGACUGGCGAUCCAUCUCCGCGGAGAGGAGGAUCGAGAGGAACGCGCUCGUCGAUGAUUUCCAUAAUUCCGAGCAACCGUCCAAUUCCGAAGACGGGAAAGAGGAAUACGAACGAGGCGAGGAAUCGAUGUCGGGCACGACGGGAAUGCAAAAAGGGGGCUACGCGGUUUUUUUUCGCGGCGAUCACGAAACGCUCCGAUCUUCCGCGGAGACGUUCGGAAGCCGCAAAGGUCGGGCGACGGAACGGGAUCGCGGGAACAUCCUUGAAAGGGGAAUGAGCGAAACGAGAUCUCGUGAUCGAUCGCUCCGGGGCACUGAUCCUUCUUCCGUGAAUUUUCGUGGGAUCGAUCACGCUGGUACCUCCUCCGACGGGCACGAAAAAAGAGAUCGCGAGGCUGACACGAACGUUCGCGAGGUUCGUUCCGUCUCUCGGCUUCGUGGAAACGAAAAGCUGCUCGACGACAGGAUAACGAGAGUUCCUCAGGUGAUUGAAAAAUUGUUUGCGACACAGCUCGGAAACGAGGAAGAAUUUAUUGAAUUAACUUUACAUAACGGUGGUAACGGGACUUUUGAACCUACUAAAGACAGUAAGUCGAGAAACAGGGGUGAAGUGUUCACUUCAAGCGACACGCAAACAUUAAACAGUGAAAAGAUCUUCGAGGACAAAAAUUUAUAUGAUAAUGCUGAAGAAUCAUUGGGAGAUGAAAAAUUAUUUCGUUCUAUAGUCGUGAAAAACUUUAGAAAUGAUCAGACGUCUACGAAACCGUUAAGGCAAUUUCAAAUGACGUCAAACACGAAAACAUCUGAUCCUUUAAUUACUUCACAAGAUUUCAAGGACAAGAUUGCAAAAUUGCCAAUAAACACAGCAUCAUCCUCUUCUUUAAUCAGACAGAAUCCUCUCAGCAUUCGUCGAAAGAGAUAUUCGAAUUACUAUUCGCCGCAGUCUUCCCCUGUAGCAUACGUGCACAUCCAACCUGCAUAUCCGAUGCCACCUCCGGUACCACCCCCGAACCGGAAUUGCGUAAAGUGCAUGGUCGUUUACAAACCGUGUCCAUCGCCACCGAAACCGCUAUUCAUCCUUCCAACAUACAAGUAUCAAGAUCUAGCUUCAAAAUGGCAAGGCCUAAAGCACGGUGAGUGAGAGAGGAAUCCAAUAUAUUUAAAAAGAUAACUUCAUCGGUUUAUUCGUUUUCUUAUUAACAAAUACAUUCUAUAAUUGAAAGGAAAUACAA
Molecule: messenger RNA, 3752 nt
Organism: Ceratina calcarata
Lineage: Eukaryota; Metazoa; Arthropoda; Insecta; Hymenoptera; Apidae
Exons: 1
Coding region: 1169-3661 (830 amino acids)
Source: RefSeq, a predicted model, not a curated record